This is a messenger RNA of Letharia columbiana, 699 nucleotides long. RefSeq lists its product as uncharacterized. Bases 1 to 699 code for a protein of 232 amino acids. The transcript has a single exon. The record is from RefSeq and is a predicted model, not a curated record. Lineage: Eukaryota; Fungi; Ascomycota; Lecanoromycetes; Lecanorales; Parmeliaceae.
AUGUCUAUCUCAACUACACUCCUCACGCUCCCCUUGGAGAUCCGGCACCAGAUCUACUCCUACAUGCUCCUCAACGAAGACAUCAUAGACAUGAUAGCGGCAAACGUGACCCGCCCCCAGGAAUACGGCUUGUUCCUCGCCUGCCGCCAGCUGCACUUCGAAGCCUUCGACUACUACUACAACGCCAACACCUUUCAACUCUCCCUCUGCGAUCCCACCUAUUCUCCCAAUGAGUACCUCCAUGGGGAUCGUAUCCUCGUGGAACGUCUCGGCAGCAUGCGCAACCUCCACGUGGAGAUUGGACCCAUGGAGCGCAAGCUCGUCGGCAACACAAGCCAAGAUGUCUACGUUCUGCAUUAUGAGAGGGAGCAGCGUUGGAGCCGCUUCGUCAAGCAGCUGGCUGAUGUCCACGAAGGUCAGGCGGGAUGGUUGCUCCGGAGUCUGGUCGUUGUGGCUCGUUACACACCUCGUUUCCCAAUUCGGACCGAUUGCUUGAACGAUCAGCCGGUACGGCCCCCGACUCACCCGUCAGUGUUCGAGAAGAGGGUCGCGGCCUUGGCACAGUUGGUGAAGCUUUUGGAGGAUAAGGUCGGGAAUCUUACGAUCGAGAUACGCUCUGGUUAUGUUUGGACUCCGGUGGUCCCGAUCGGUAAUUAUCCGUACGACGUGCUAACGAGCUCGACUGUACCUCCACGCUAG